This is a messenger RNA of Lates calcarifer (barramundi perch), 2341 nucleotides long. Its product is annotated as zinc finger protein Aiolos. The transcript has 8 exons. Bases 225 to 1838 code for a protein of 537 amino acids. Gene Ontology annotation, biological process: regulation of transcription by RNA polymerase II. The record is from RefSeq and is a predicted model, not a curated record. NCBI's taxonomy places the organism in Eukaryota, Metazoa, Chordata, Actinopteri, Centropomidae. Gene Ontology annotation, molecular function: RNA polymerase II cis-regulatory region sequence-specific DNA binding; DNA-binding transcription factor activity.
AACUACCGGAGUCUCAGUGGCAGUUGGCGUGGAAAGCUCUUCUACAUUGCUCCUAUGUACAGACCUGGCAGGAAAUACAUGUGCAGUGAACAUCAUCUCUUUCUCAUAAGGCUAAAUGUAGUGACAGGGUCGAGCAAUCAACCGUGGGCUUUUACCCACUUUUUUUGUGCAACUUUUUUUUAAUGCUGUCCAACCAACAGGAACAGUGAGAUAAUCUUUUUUUCAUGAUGAACACAGACGAACAUCCUGAAUUUACCUCCUCAGAGGGAGACAGGAUGGAUGUUUGCAGUGAUGUUGCUGAUGUGAAGUCACAGGAGGAGGAAGAAGAGAAGGAGGAUAGCUCAUUCAGUGAGAAUGGAACCCAGUGUGCUGAAGGUGUGACGGAUUCACGUGUGAUAAAGACUGAGGCAGAAGAAAUGGAAGAUAAUGAGCAGUAUCUCAAGGCUGAAAAAGAAAGAGAUAUUGUGCCAAAAGAGGAAGCAGAGGGGGCCAGUGAGGACGGGAUGGAGGAAGGAUUUGACGAGGAAAGGACAGAGGAGGACGAUGAUGAGGAGAGGGACGGGGAGGCGGAUGAAGAGGGAGAUGCCCUGAACGAGCCACAGGACCUGUCGCUGGCGGACUACUCGCGUUACGAAAGCGCUGCCCUGCCAGACACCCACGCAGCAGCGGCCGCAGAAGGGACUUGUGUGUCUGGAGCCGUUACGCCCCGCAUCCAGGCAACAGGCAAGCUCAACUGUGACAUCUGUGGCCUGUCCUGCGUCAGCAUCAACGUACUGCUGGUUCACAAACGCAGCCACACGGGCGAGAGGCCAUUCCACUGCACUCAGUGUGGGGCCUCCUUCACCCAGAAGGGAAACCUGCUUCGCCACAUCAAACUGCACUCCGGGGAGAAGCCUUUCAAAUGCCCCAUGUGCAGCUACGCCUGCCGCCGACGUGACGCUCUGAGCGGGCACCUGCGCACCCAUUCUGUAGAGAAGCCCUUCAAGUGCAACCACUGCAGUCGCAGCUACAAGCAGCGUAGCUCUUUAGAAGAACACAGAGAGAGGUGCCAUGUGUACAUUCAGAGCAAAGGUCCCACUGAGAGAGAGGACAGCCACACAUCCAGGACUCAGAUGGGUACUGAACGUGCUCUGCUGCUUGACAGGCUCGCUAGCAACGUAGCCAAACGGAAGAGUUCAAUGCCACAGAAGUUCACUGGCGACAACGGUGUCUGCCUGGACCUGAGCUUUAACAGGGAGCUGGUCCACCGAUCUGAUGUCAAGGACCCUCCUCCAGGAUCCCCAGGGCCAGAGGGCCACCAUCAGCAACAACAAAUCCUCGCAGGCCCAGAGGGUGACCCAGCUCCCUCCCACAGACCCUACCCCAUCCCGUUAAGUCGCAAUGACAUCAACCCUAUGGGCCUCACCAACGGCCAUAAGAUGGGCAUGUCGCUGCUGGGUCUCCCUCAUGCUGCUCAGCCACCCCUUGGCAUGGACUCAUUCCACACUGACAGCUCCCAGAUGUCCCAGCCCAUCAUGUACAGCUUAGGGCACCUGCUGGGGGGGCUGAACCACCAGAACGGCGUCCCUCACCCACACGCCCAGCCCAUCCCCUUGUCGCCGUUGGAGGCUUUGCGAGUGGUGCGGGCUGACGGGGAGGGAGGGACCCUGCCUGGGGCUGUGUACCCCUGCAGCCACUGCAGGGUGAUUUUCCUGGACUAUGUCAUGUUCACCAUUCACAUGGGGUGCCAUGGCUUCCGCGACCCGCUCGAGUGCAACGUGUGUGGCCACCGCAGCCGGGACCGUUACGAGUUCUCUUCCCACAUAGCCCGAGGCGAGCACCGCCUAGAAUUGAAGUAGCUUUCAUUCAUGCUGUUGUUCAUGCUUACAUACACACACACAUAUGCUCAGACAGAUAACACUGUAUGAGCACAUACACAGAUUUACUCAUAUAAGUAGCUGGUAGUAUCAGAAAUGAAAGCAUGAAGUAGCAGCUAUCUCUCUCUGUGUCUUUUGUGUGUGUCUUUGAGUGUGUGUGUGUGUGUGUGCAAGAGAGAGAGCUUGAGAGAGACGUUAUAGGAGUGUGACGGGUGUUGGAGUGUUCUUAGUCAUACUGUACUCAUCUGAAAAGAUGGCCUGUAAAGUGUUUAUGCGGGAGUAAUUCUACUUCCUUUUCAUACAUACAUUUGUACUUAAUGAUCCCUGCUGAAGCCGCUGUUUAUAAUAUAUAGGAGUAUGCCAUAUAUACAUUUAAAUGUUCUACAAAGUAGCAUAAAUGAAUGCAUUUAUCGUGUAUCUGCUGUUGGUUUUCCUGUUAUCUGUCUAAAUUUGUAAAAAUAAAAGAGACUUUUUUUUUUCCUUCA